CCCGCACCUGCCGCCGCCACGCACAGCUGCCGGGCCGCCGCUUCCCUCCGCAGCUCCCCGGUACCGGGCGGUCACUGCCCGCGCUACUUUCCUCCCGCGGCGAUGGAGCCGUAGGGACGUGCGGAGGAAGGAGCGGCCGCGCUUCCCUUGAAGGGGAAGGAGAGCGCUCCCGCAGCGGGCGGGUGGAGGAGCCCGAGAUGGCGGACAGCGCCGCGGCCACUGCCGGUCCCCACGCCAGCGUGAAGGGCACCUCGGCGGGACCCUGGUGGAAGUCGCUGACCAGCAAGAAGAAGCACAAGGAAGCAGCGCCCGCCCCGCCACCCCCCGCCGCCACCAGCGAGACCCCCGCCGUCCCCCCGAGCCUCGGCGGUCAGGAGGAGCAGCCACCCCCCUUCGGCAGCGGCGAGGCCGUGGGUUCGGGAGGCGGCAACCGCCGGAGCCUCCGCGUCUCCCACUCGGGCCGCUUCAAGGAGAGGCGGAAGGUGCGCACCUCGCUGCUGGCCGACAGCCCUGAGGUCUUCGACGGUGGCGGUGCCCCGGGCUGUGCCGCCCAGGGGGGCGAGUAGCCCAGGAGAGGACUUCGCCCCCGGAGUUGUGGCCCUGAGAGCUGCGGCCACUGGACGGGUGGGCAGAGCACCGGCAGGACAGGUGGUCGGAGCCUAUGGCUGCCUCACCAUCUGGGUUUGGCCUUGCUUGACCCCGUGGGCGAUAUGGAGGGGCACGGCAGCGGCCUCCCCAGCCCUGAGAGGACACUGCGGGGAGCCUGGCACCUCCACCAGAUGAGUGACUCCUGCGCUGUGUUACACGAACACACGCCGGGACCAAACCCCUCGAUGACAGAACGAUGCGAUUGUCUUAACAACAUAACACCAAUAAACACCCCACUCGCUCCACUGUGGUGAGUGGACUCACAGGUGCUACCCCAGGACCGACGCUGGGCGCUCCAUACCUUCCCCCCGCCCUUGGCAGGAGCCAAGGUGCUGACUUCCCAGGCCUGUGACCCAGCUCCCCUUGGCUCUCCGCCAGAGAAGGUGCUUUGCUGCCCUUGUCUCACACUCUGCCUUAUGGAGGGAAGAGGGGCAUGAAGUGCUGUCAGCUGAUGUCUGAGGACCUCCAGCCGUGCCCUAUGUGCUCCUGCCCUGCAUUGAGCAGGCAUGGCCGUGAUCGGCCUUCCCCUCAUGGGGUCAGAAGAAAGGUAUGGAGAGGGGCGUUUAAAUAUGCAAAAGGCAGGACCUUGCUGGUUUUCACCCCUCCUUUCACUGUGUAGUGCUAAGCAAGCAUUUCAGAGGCUGAUGUCCCAUAGUUCUGUUAGGGAGGCCAGCUGUUGUCUAGUAAUUCACACUGUUUACCCAGGGAACACAUUUUUGCAUAAUUGUUGAUAAGUGGCAUAAUGAGGCUCCAAUGAAGAAGUUGGGUGGUAAGACGUAAAUAUUCUUGGGAGACAAGACUAUCUCUGGAGAGCACGGGUAGGGUUGUACUCCUAGAGUGGAAAUAGGCUUGGGCACCACUGGAAAUGUUCGUUACUGUUUACCAUGUCCAAGGUUUGUGAAGCGAAGUUAAGGA
Calypte anna (Anna's hummingbird) is the source of this 1563-nucleotide messenger RNA. RefSeq names its product proline rich 15 (gene PRR15). The record is from RefSeq and is a predicted model, not a curated record. The transcript has 2 exons. Lineage: Eukaryota; Metazoa; Chordata; Aves; Apodiformes; Trochilidae. Bases 198 to 566 code for a protein of 122 amino acids.